AUGGCUAUUGACCACUUAACCUAUGAUCCUUCAGAAGAUGACUACAUAGACAUGGAAGUCGGUUCAUACUCCGCCCUCUUCUCCCACUCCAUGAGCUCUCCUCCACACCCAAGAGAGUUUGAGUUUCAAAUGUCAUCAAGCUCACUAGAACUAGAGCCUUCAACCACUUCACCAGCUGAUGAGCUUUUCUACAAAGGAAAGCUCCUUCCUCUUCACCUCCCACCGCGUUUACAAAUGGUCGAAAAACUACUCCAAAACUCCACUUCUUGCUUUGAUCAUAAGCCAAAAGAUAGAUUUGAAGAGUUCUAUAGCACCCCAUUAGGCACUGCUGUCACUACUCCAACAUCAAUGAGUACCCCUUUUGAAUCCUGCAACAUCUCACCUGCAGACUCUUGUCAAGUUAGCAGAGAGCUGAGCCGGGAUGAGUAUAUAUUCGAGUAUGCAACUGAAGGGAGUGGAUUUGGAUAUGUAAAUGAAAACUCCAAAAAAUCUUGGACCAAAAAGUUGAAGCAGUAUUCCUCACUUGGGUCUAAGUUCAAGGCUUCAAGGGCUUAUCUCAAGUCCUUGUUUGGCAAAACUGGUUGCUCUAACGAGUCCAGUGCUGUAGCAGCUUCUAAGAAUGCAGAUGAAGGAAUGGUUAUGAAAUCCGAGGACUUGAGUAAGUACGCAAAGAUGGGAAAGAAAAAUCCAUUUGGACAGAUUCAGAAGGAUAAAUAUAGAAUGUCUGCUUCUGGCAUGAGGAGCUUCAACAAAGAAAAGAUCACUGAGAAUGGUGCUGGUCUACACAGAAGGUCAUUUUCCUUAGCUAUCAAGCGGCAUUCAACAAAGAACUCUACUUCGCCAUCCUCCUCAUCCUCUUCCUCAUCAUCGUCAGCUUCUUCUUCAUCUUCAUGUUCAAAUCAUUCAAAAGGAACUCAGGAGCCAAAGUUUCUGAAGAGAUGCAACAGUGCGAAUUCAGAAAUGGAGAGUUCAAUUCAGGGGGCCAUUGCACAUUGCAAGCAAUCUCAGCAAACACUUCGUUCGAGAAAGACUGCGAGUGAAGUUGGGUUUUACUCAUUGCCAACAUCACUGUCACCUUGUGAGGACAAAGAAGGGCCAGACCUUUGCAGGGGAUGAGAGAAGGAGAGAGCUUGAGUUAAUGCUGUGCUCUUCUUUUCCUUGUUUCUCAAAUUUGAUAAAUGGAGAUGCUUUGGUUCAGUGCAUGGAUGUACUAAAACUACCAAGCAGGAAUAUCUUGUUAUAGUUUGUUCAAAUCCUCAAUAAAAUUUCUG
Messenger RNA from Fragaria vesca subsp. vesca, 1271 nucleotides. RefSeq names its product probable membrane-associated kinase regulator 4-like. Gene Ontology annotation, molecular function: kinase inhibitor activity. The transcript has a single exon. Bases 1 to 1116 code for a protein of 371 amino acids. The record is from RefSeq and is a predicted model, not a curated record. Gene Ontology annotation, cellular component: plasma membrane. NCBI's taxonomy places the organism in Eukaryota, Viridiplantae, Streptophyta, Magnoliopsida, Rosales, Rosaceae.